Molecule: messenger RNA, 2538 nt
Organism: Manis javanica (Malayan pangolin)
Lineage: Eukaryota; Metazoa; Chordata; Mammalia; Pholidota; Manidae
Gene: AMER3
Product: APC membrane recruitment protein 3
Biological process (GO): regulation of canonical Wnt signaling pathway
Cellular component (GO): plasma membrane
Molecular function (GO): beta-catenin binding; phosphatidylinositol-4,5-bisphosphate binding
Source: RefSeq, a predicted model, not a curated record
GGCGCGCGGCGCCCGGAGCUGGCCGUGGUGCUGAGCGCGCGGCGCGGUCGGGCGCGGCUGCCGGCCCUGCCGAGGCUGCGUCCUGCGACACUCCCAGCCCCAGCGCAGCCGCAGGCAGCAUGGAGCUCAAGAGGGGGAAGACCUUCAUCAAAUCGAGCCUGCAUGUUUCCCGCGAGAAGUCCCCAGACACAGCAGCUCUUGCCCAGGGCAGGGAGGAGGCGGGCCUCUGGUCGGUCUCACCGGGAGGACAGCAGCGGCCCCACGGUAAGAGGAGCCCCCUGGUCAGUCCCAGCACGCAAGGAUACGACAGACACCCCAACAAAGGGGCCCAGCCAGCCCUCGAGGGGGAUGCCACAGCCUCCUGUGGGGCCACCUUCAAACUGGUACGGAAAAGCAAGACUCACGACAGCGUGCCCGGGGCUGGCAGGGCGGCCGCAGCUGCUGGGCACCUGGUGGGCAGUGCCAGCUUCCCGGGGCCUCCCAGCAGCCAGCGCAUGAUUGACUAUCGCAACUUCGUGCCCCAGAUGCCCUUCGUGCCAGCUGUGGCCAAGAGCAUCCCAAGGAAGAGGAUUUCCCUGAAACGCCCCAAGAAGUGCUUUCGGAACCUAUUCCACAUUCACAGAAGUAAGACUGAGAGCUUGGCCUCGCUGGCAACCAAGGGGAAGAGCCUGUCCUCCCCCGGGGGCCCUUCGGAGGCUAGAGGGCAGUGGGGCAAAGCCUUCCUCCCCUUGGGCGAGGGGCUGGGACUGGACAGCCUGUGCCAGGACCUAUCUGAUAGUGAGCUCCUGCCCGACUCUUCCUUCGACCUCUGCAGGGCCCUGUGUGAGGACGUGGCCUCACUCAAGAGCUUCGACUCACUCACAGGCUGCGGGGAGAUCUUUGCGGAUGAGAGCUCAGUGCCAUCCCUGGAGCUGAGUGAUGGCCCAGAGAGCCCAGCCCAGGCAUCUCCCCGGGGUCCCUUCCAGGGCAGCGUGGAGCAGCUGGCGUCUCCUGCCCAGAACGAGACGUCUGACUUGGCCAAGUUCUGGGACAGCGUGAAUCACACCGUGAGGCAGCACCGCACCCUCCUGGGCCCGUGGUUAGGGGCUCCGCAGGAGACAGACACAGAGCAGCCGAGGCUGGAUGCAGCGGAGCUUGCCGAGCUGCCCCUGGGCCCCUGCAGGGACCCCCACAGUGGCUCCAAAGCCAGCUCUGUAGACACAGGCACCCCCAAGAGCGAGCAGCCAGAGUCUGUGUCCACGAGCGACGAGGGCUACUACGACUCCUUCUCGCCUGGCCUUGAGGAGGACAAGAGGGAGGCCCUGAGCCCAGGCACACAUGCGGCUGCCUUGCCUCGGGACAGCUACAGCGGAGACGCCCUCUACGAGCUCUUCUAUGACCCCAGCGAGGGGCCUGUCCGGCCAAGCCUGGAUGAUGACCUGUGCGUGUCGGAGAGCCUGUCGGGACCGGCCCUCGGAAUGCCACUGUCCAUGUGCAGCUUCCACGUCGGGGCGGAGGAGAACCUGGCCCCGGCACCCGGCCCAGACCUGCUCAGCCAGGGCUUCCUGCAGAGCUCCUGGAAGGGCAAGGAGUGCCUGCUGAAGCUCUGUGACACGGAGCUUGCCAUCACCAUGGGCAUUAUCAACUGGCUGCGCCGGGGCCCUGAGCUUCGCGCCCGGCCCGCCUCAGCCCCUGGGGAGCCCUCCACCCAGCCGAGGGGACCAGUGGAGAAGCAGGCAAUGGGCUCUGAGAACAGGGGCCCAGGUCCAGAGAAACUGGAGGGCAGGGAGGCCCAGGCCUCAGGUACAGGUAGGACCCCCGUGGGCUCAGCUCCUAGCAGGCAGGAGCCGUGGGCACAUGCGGGGAGCAAGGGCCUGUUUGCUGGAGACAGUGAGGUCCUGGCAGGGGCCGACCAGGGGACCAGCUCUCUGUGCACAGACCUGUCUCUGGAGUGUGUGCAGGUCUCUGGGGAGGAGGGGACCCGGAGCUGUCAUGAAGGCUCAUUCUCCUCCAUGGAGUCUUCAGCCUCUGUGACAACAGACCUGUCCCGGGAAGACAAGGUCCCGGACCCCUCUGCCUGGCCCAGCUCCCGGGAGCCCAGGCCACCUGGGAGCCUGGGGUGUUUCCGAGGUCCUUGGAGGCCAGGUCUUGAGGGCAGCUCUCUGGAGGCAGAACCUGCCCUGACAGGCUGUGUGGCCCAAAUAGCAGCCCUGCAGAUCCACCCAGACCACUGGCUCCCCACUGCGCAGCCCCCAAGGCAGGAUGCGGGCCAUAGGGCCUGUGGGCAGCCUCACACCAGGGGCCCUGACAAUCUGCAGUGGAAACAGCCUAAUGGCUUUCCUAGCAUGGCCGCUGCCUGUGGCCUACCCUCUCUGGCCAGCCCGCAGGACCAGAGGUGCCCAGCCCAGGACCUGGAUCUGAGCCGACUUGGGGUGGAGCCCACCAGGCUGGAUGCCCAGGCCCAGGUCUCUGUGGAUAGCCAGCCCCUGCAACUCAGCUCAAGGGCACACAGGGGCCCGCUGGACUCAUAGUCCCCCCGGACUGCUGCCCAGCUGAGCC